Penicillium chermesinum is the source of this 1197-nucleotide messenger RNA. RefSeq names its product FAD-dependent oxidoreductase. The record is from RefSeq and is a predicted model, not a curated record. The coding region runs from base 1 to 1197 and encodes 398 amino acids. The transcript has 6 exons. NCBI's taxonomy places the organism in Eukaryota, Fungi, Ascomycota, Eurotiomycetes, Eurotiales, Aspergillaceae. Gene Ontology annotation, molecular function: FAD binding; D-amino-acid oxidase activity.
AUGCUUUCCAGGGGAAGAAGGAUCUACAAGGUACAGAAAGAGCUUCUUGGUUACAACCAUCGCAAAUCCGUCGUCCUCAGUGCUGAAAAUGUCAGUCCCCGCACCCCUCCUGAUGGGGCCGGUCCUGCCUCCCCCAAUAAGCAUGUCGUCGUCGUAGGCGCCGGUGUCAUCGGCCUGACAACAGCUUUGCUUCUGUCAGAGCUGCCUGGCUACAGCGUCAUUGUCAUGGCAAAGCACAUGCCUGGUGACAUUGAUAUCGAAUAUGCAUCGCCUAUGGCCGGUGCAUGCUUCAUGCCCUUUUCUGCUCCUGGCACCGAUAACGCAUCGUGGGAUGGCUCCAGCUGGUAUCAGUUUAAAAACCUGGCACUCAAUCAUCCCGAGGCUGGUGUCUCUUUUCAAGAGGCUGAAGUUCGGCUGCGGGAGGAAGACUUGAACCAUCUUCCUCACAAGUGUGCCGAAUACUCACUCCUCAUGUCUAGUUCUUACGCACCCCCAUGCACAAAAAUCCCCCCCGGGAUAGUCCAGACAACGACUUUCAAAACCCUUGUCAUCAAUCCCUCCGUCUACCUCGCCUGGCUUGUUGCCAGAUGUAUUGAAAGGGGAGUUGUUUUCCAACGCAAGAAAUUUGAGCACAUCAUCGAAGUUAAGCUGUCUCUCCCUCAUGAUUCAGUUUUUGCCAUAGUCAACUGCACCGGCCUAGGAGCAGCAUCGCUUGGAGGUGUCGACGAUCUUAACGUCAUCCCAACUCUUCAACAGUUCGUCGUUGUCAGUAAUGAAGCGUCUAAGUUGAUUUUUACCUCUGGAUCUUCAAAGACCGGUGAUGAGAUGUGCUCUGUCAUGAAUCGCCCUGCAGGUGGUGGUACCAUCCUUGCAGGCCCUUGGCAUUUGAGCCACUGGUACCCUCAGGUAGACCCGAAUGCUGCCAUUCGCAUCAUGGAACAGGCUCUUGAGUUGGACCCCUCCUUAAAUGUCGAUGGCAAAGGCAUUGGAGGCCUCAAUAUUAUGAGUCACGAGAUUGGUAUUACCGCUAGCCGCCCAUUGGGAACCCGGGUCCAGAUGGAGACUCUCUUCGACACCUGGCUCAUUCACAACUACGGCCAUGGAGCUGCUGGAUUUCAGAAUUCCUUUGGCGCUGCCUCAGCUUGCGUCAAUUUCAUUAACAACAAUCGGGAUAUUGACCCCUUGACUCAAGUCUAA